Molecule: messenger RNA, 1926 nt
Organism: Tripterygium wilfordii
Lineage: Eukaryota; Viridiplantae; Streptophyta; Magnoliopsida; Celastrales; Celastraceae
Product: expansin-A3-like
Exons: 1
Coding region: 1108-1545 (145 amino acids)
Biological process (GO): plant-type cell wall organization
Cellular component (GO): extracellular region
Source: RefSeq, a predicted model, not a curated record
ACUAAUCAAGCAUUUAAGUUCCCGUAAAUGAAAAUGAAGUGACUGAUAAUCUCAGCAGAUACAUACUUCCGAGAUUGCACGGGCAUCAUAUGUACACUCAUCAUCUUUUGCAAGUUGUCGACAACGCUGCCAAAGAUUAGCAUCAUAGUGAUCAUUAAAUGAUGACAAAAUUUCCUUCUAUUUAGUGGUUAAGUACUCAUAAGAUUGUAGUCUGGCUAUUUGUGUUACAACUUGUUUUUGACAAGGAAACAUAGUAUCUGCCACCUUGGCCGAUACAGAUAUCAGAUAUAGGGUCUUGAUUCACUGUCAAUGGCAAUGACAAGAACCUCGAAAGCAUCUACUCUGCAACAAAACCAAACAAAGUAAUGUAACAUGAAGGUAGUUCCAAAAAUAUAUCAUCAUGAAGAAAAAAAAAACAUAUGUUAAAAAACAAAAACAAACAUGAUUGCACCUGAUUCCAGUCUAUCCAAUGCAUCACUCAAUGUGGCUUUUCGAUGUCUCUUGAGCCACCGUGUCAUUUCCUUCUUUUCGUCAGCAUAAAAUUCAUUCAUUUCGAAGACAAAUGCUUGAAAAUACUUACCUUGGUGAGGCGAUGGAUAGAUAUUUCCAGGAUAAUGGAAAGUGUGAUGAAAACAAAGCAAACAGUGACAAGAGCCCAUGUGGGUACGUACUCAAGAAAGCGAACAGACGGGUCUUCAGCUGCCAUGAUCAAGUGAUCUGUGUUCUUUGUAUUCUUUUUAUCAGCUAAAUAAAAUAGCAACGUGGGCAAUCAAGAUGAGAUGCCAGAACUUCUUUGCCAGGAAUUUCUGUUCGUAAUUUAAUUUUCACACCAAUAUCCCACUUAGAUUGUGAAAAAGUUAUUAUACAACUAGAAAGGUAAACAAGGAUUCUGGUCAGCUAUUCAUGAAUUUGCUUAUCUGCCUAAGAAAUUUGUAGAAUCAGAGCUUAUCAUAGGGCAUAGAAUGAUUGAAUCAGAUUCAAUGCUCAUGAUGACAGGAAUUGACAAAACUAUGAGAGUUAGCAUUUUCUUCACUAAAUGCCAACUCUGAUCACCCUAAUUGCAGCCUCAAUCCCAAUCAUCCAUAGUUGCAAAUAAGUUUUGUCUCAAUGAUGUUUCCUCCCAAAUUCAUGUUAUGGUUAUAUCUACAACUAAACUAUGGGAAAAUGUUGAAUGUUGUUUAUAUAGGAGGAGCAUGUGGUUAUGAAGAUGUGGUGAAGCAAGGCUAUGGCUUAAGCACAGCAGCAUUGAGCACAGCUCUGUUCAACAAUGGGCAAGCUUGUGGUGCUUGUUAUGAAAUCAAAUGUGUGGAUGAUCCUAACUGGUGCAAGCCAGGCAAUCCAUCUCUCAUUGUUACAAGGACUAACCUUUGCCCGCCGAAUUACAUUCUACCAAAUGACAAUGGAGGCUGGUGCAACCCUCCGCAAGAACAGUUAGAUAUAGCCAAGCCCGUCUUCGAACAAAUUGCUGGCUGCACUGCUGGCAUUGUUCCAGUUCAAUAUCGCAGGUAUUACACUGACACCCACCCACUAAUCGCACCUCAAUGAGGUCUACCGUCUGUUUUACAGGGGUUUGGCUUCCAUGCCUGUUGAGGCUCCACCACUCCAACUGUCGGAAGUACUAGAACUCAGCUGUGACCAUUAACCAAAAAUUGAUAUGAGCUCAUAACAUUAUACACUCGCGUGUAUUCAGAAGUCUGUGGCAUAAUGAAUUAAUGAUGGGUAGAAUAGAACAGAACAAGCAGCUAAGUUGAGAUUCUUCUCAAGCGAAGGGAUACAAUGCAGACCAAAGAACAAAGCUCAUAUUUAAGAGCUCAUUGGAAUUGAAAGCAACUGGCAUUCAUUAAAACCAUCAGAUUUCAGACAUUAUUAACUGGUGCCUACAAGCACCACAACAUAAGACGCAUAUUGUAAAGUAAAAAAACACCA